GAAAUACCAUUUUUAAUACUUACGACAUUUGGUAAAACCGCGAGAAGAGAAAGAGGGAAAAAAGGAAUUGAGCAGAAAACAGGGUUUGUACAGAGUAGCCAGCAACGACGAUUUUUUUUGAAGAGUGAAGAAGAAAAGCAGAUGGGUAAAGGUAAUCCACAGAAAUCAGGAACCGGCGGGGAUCUUCACGCGGCGGCGAGGUCCGGCGAUCUCACAGCAGUUCAGUCAAUUUUGAUUUCAAAUCCUUUGUCCGUUAAUUCCAGAGAUAAGCAUUCCAGAACACCACUUCAUUUAGCAGCAUUUUCUGGGCAAACUGAGGUAGUCAGUUACCUAUGCAAGAACAAGGCUGAUGUUGGUGCUUCCGCUAUGGAUGACAUGGCUGCAAUACACUUUGCGGCACAAAAGGGUCACUUAGAAGUUGUUCGGGCUCUGGUUUCGGCUGGUGCCUCUUUCAAAGCUGCUACUCGUAAAGGCAUGACUCCAUUACACUUUGCUGCUCAAGGCUCCCAUUUGGAACUUGUCAAGUAUUUGGCUAAGAAAGGGGCAAGUCUAAGUGUCAAGACAAAGGCGGGAAAGACUCCGUUGGAUCUUGCUACCAAUGAUGAAGUCCGCACCUUUCUGGAGGGAUUUGUAAAAUCAGAUAAGAAUGAAGAAUCGAGAAACGGAGAUAAAGCUGAAGAAUCUGAUCCAAAGCAGAAUGAAGGAUCCAAUCCAAAGGCAGACGAAGAAUCUGAUCCAAAAGAAAAGGAAGAAUCCAAUCGAAAGGCAGCUGAAGAAUCUGAUCCAAAAGAAAAGGAAGAAUCCAAUCGAAAGGCAGCUGAAGAAUCUGACUCAAAAGCAUCCUCCUUGGGAUUCAAAGGUGAUGAACCUCCUACAGUUGCUGUUGAUGAAGAAGAGGGAGAAAGAGGAAAGAGGAAGGUUAAUGAAAAUGAUGCAACAGAAGACUCAUCGAAACCAAAAAAGGCAAGAGUUAAGCUAAGCCACCUUCAAAGCUCAGAUGAUGCUGAAGAAGAAGAAAACUGAAAACUUGUAGGUUAGAGGCAUAAUAGAAUGGAAAUUUUGUUCUCAUAGCUUGUAAUAGUAUCUGAUUUAUAAUUUGCAAUCCCUUUGUUGGGUUGGUAGGUUGGACCAUCUAUUGACAGUUUAAUGAGACUUUUUCUAAAUCAGCACAAUUUUAUCGUCAA
Molecule: messenger RNA, 1184 nt
Organism: Lathyrus oleraceus (garden pea)
Lineage: Eukaryota; Viridiplantae; Streptophyta; Magnoliopsida; Fabales; Fabaceae
Exons: 2
Coding region: 142-1023 (293 amino acids)
Biological process (GO): protein K6-linked ubiquitination
Cellular component (GO): BRCA1-BARD1 complex; BRCA1-A complex
Molecular function (GO): protein binding; ubiquitin-protein transferase activity
Source: RefSeq, a predicted model, not a curated record